CUCCGGUCAGAAAGGGUCGUGGGGUUGCCGCAAACGCUAAUCUCGAAAAAAAAAAGAGAGAAGCUGGUAAGCCCUUACCGGUGGAGGUAGAUCUUGAAACCGGCAAAGUUGUUGGCACUGAAGCAAGCAAUUAUGUUCGAUUUCUUGGCCAACAAGUGAGCAUGUUGUGCCCGGGUGGUCAUCUAAAUUUUUCCGAUGUACCCCAACAAUACAAGGAUCAAGUGCUCAAUCGAAUAAGAGUAAGUGAUUUUUAAUUAUUAAAGGUUGUAAUAAUUUUAUGUCCUCAUUUAUAAAUUAACAUAAUUUUAAAUUAUUUUAUUACAUAGUACUAUUUUGAUAUCGAUGGGAAUCCCCAUCGAGACCUACUUAUGGGGACUUUGUAUUCGGUGAUGGCGGAGCGGUAUAGUGAGCGAAAGACGCUCAGACACAAGCAUUUCAAACAACAUUACAAAAAACCAGAAGAUUGGGACACAGUUCUCAAAUUCCCCCCUGACUACUUGAAUACUGAGACUUGGAAACCAGUUUGCGAAUUGUUCGUUAGCGAGGCAUUUUUGAAUCGUUCAACUAAAAAUAAAUCGAAUCGCCAACUAAUGAAAUAUCCAACAACGCAAGGCACAAAAUCGUUGGCGUCCAUACGCCACGGAAUGGGGGGUCCUCCUGGAGAGCAUGUAGUUGAAGCAUGGAAGGAGAUCCAUGUGAAAAAACCGUCUGGAACUUUCGUUAAUGAAUUAGCUGCAAAAGAUUAUGAGGAACUGAUCAAGGAGCUUGAUAGGAAGCGACUGGAACGACAAUCCCAGAGCGAUACUGGGACUGAAUCUGAAUCUGAUACUGGUUAUCAGUUUGACGUUAUGGAAACAGUUCUAGGCCAAAGAUCUGACUAUCAAAGAGGCGUGGGUAAAAGGCUCAAGGGCAAAGGAAAGAAACCAAUCCCUCAAACUCAAUCAACGGUGCCUCCCCAACCAACUACUGAAAUGAUGAGCACUGUGGCAGAUAUAUUCUCAGCUAUGCGUGCCACUUGGGGGGGUAAUUUGACGCCUGAACAACGUGCCCAAAUAUUUAACCCACGCUUUGACAAUUUCGUUCAAACGUAUAGUCAGUCGCAGUUGCCUGGUGGUUCCUCUUCUCAGUGUCAUGCCGCUCCUUCGGAACAGCAACAACAACCUCCUUCGCAACCACAAUUUCAGCCUUCCUCGCAACAACAAUUCCAAAAUUUCGGCAGAGCAAUAGCGGCGGGACCCCGCCGCUAUUGCCCUGUGUCAGUCUCGAAACACGAAGUCUGA
This is a messenger RNA of Cannabis sativa, 1280 nucleotides long. RefSeq lists its product as uncharacterized. NCBI's taxonomy places the organism in Eukaryota, Viridiplantae, Streptophyta, Magnoliopsida, Rosales, Cannabaceae. The transcript has 4 exons. Bases 369 to 1280 code for a protein of 303 amino acids. The record is from RefSeq and is a predicted model, not a curated record.